AUAAUAAAGUUGGUUUUUGGAAUUGGGAAAGAGAGGAAGUUCAUAAUGGGAAGGCACUCUUGUUGUUACAAGCAAAAGCUAAGGAAAGGGCUUUGGUCACCUGAAGAAGAUGAAAAGCUUCUUAAUUAUAUCACCAUUCAUGGCCAUGGCUGUUGGAGCUCUGUCCCUAAACUUGCAGGGUUACAAAGGUGUGGAAAAAGUUGUAGAUUGAGAUGGAUCAAUUACCUUAGACCAGAUUUGAAGAGAGGUCCCUUCUCACAACAAGAAGAAGAUUUAAUCAUUGAGCUCCAUUCAGUUCUAGGCAACAGAUGGUCACAAAUUGCUGCUCAGUUACCUGGAAGAACCGACAACGAGAUCAAGAAUCUAUGGAAUUCGUGUAUUAAAAAGAAGUUGAAGCAAAAAGGCAUCGACCCCCACACUCACAAACCUCUCAUAGAGAAAGAAAUUAUCAACAAUAGUGACAAUAACGACAGCAUUAUCAUCACAUCAGAUGAUAAGAAAAGCCAUGAAAAAACUUUCCCAAUUGAAGAAGUAGUUCCAACCAAUUCAACAACAACAAGAAAAUCCAUUGAAAGCUGUUUCGACAUGUCGACCACUACUACUUCUACUACUUGUAAUUUCUCAAAUUUUCACCAGUUGAACGAUGGAUCAAGUCUCAUGGAUCUCCCUAUAAUCCAACACAAUAAUACUAAUGAUGCCACUCCUUUUGAGGCCGCCAUUUCAAAUUUGUUUUUCCCAUCUUCAAAUUCUUGUGGUGUAGCUCAUGUGAGACCCUCUAUUAGUCUUCUUCCUUCUGAAAACAAUCCUUCUUCUAUUGUAAGUUCUACUUCUGAAGUAGUAGUUCAUAACAACAACAACAACAACAGCAAUAAUGGCUUCUUGUGGCACUCAGACGACCAAUUUCUUCAAACAGCUUCAGUUCUCAUGAAAAAUGAUUGGCAUCAUCUUCAAAUCAAUCACCGCCACGCGACCCUUCAAGCUGAAAUAUUAGGGCAACCAACCUUCCCAAAAUACUAGCCAAAUGGUCUCAUACCAAUGAAAAUGUUGUCUUUUACUUAUAUACAAUACAUUUUUACUAUGAUAUGUGACAUUCGUCGCCUUCUCGAGAUAAAACCCUUCGGUUAAUUAGGCUUUGAAGAUUCUCAUAUAUUACAUGGAAGAGUAUAGUUGACAAGAGCCACUUUUGAGGAUGUGUAAAUUUUUCUAAAGAUAUGAAAUUUGUUGUCUAUUUAUUGUUUCCUUAUUGUUAGUAUAUUGAAUAUGAAGAUUUGAACAUAUCC
Messenger RNA from Cucumis melo (muskmelon), 1280 nucleotides. RefSeq names its product transcription factor MYB61-like. Gene Ontology annotation, biological process: regulation of stomatal movement. The transcript is spliced from 3 exons. Bases 46 to 1017 code for a protein of 323 amino acids. The record is from RefSeq and is a predicted model, not a curated record. NCBI's taxonomy places the organism in Eukaryota, Viridiplantae, Streptophyta, Magnoliopsida, Cucurbitales, Cucurbitaceae.